AUGCUGAGAUUUGCUGAGGAAACCAUUCUGUUGCUGCUCAACGACGGAGACGGAAGGUUUGCGCGUGUGCCCAAAUGGUCAUUGGACUACGCGCUCGCCGGUGGAGUGCUGAUGGACCUGGCGCUGGAAAACCGAAUCGACACAGACCUUGAAGGUUUGAUUUUGAUUGAUGAUACUCCAACAGGAGACGCCCUGCUUGACCCAACGCUUGCGGACAUCGCUGCCGGCAAGGAGCGUACCACCAAUUUCUGGCUGGAGCAUACAGCUGACAGCGCGGGACUCCAUCCGCGAACAGGCGCUGAAGAGACUAUUGAUCAGGGUAUUCUUGAAGUUCAGGACGACCGCUUCCUCUGGGUGUUCCGCUCUAGGCGAUACCCGUCCAUCGAUGGCACUGCGGAGCGCGAGGUGAAGCUGCGAAUUAUGGGCGUGCUUUUCAGCGACGAAAUUCCGUCCCCGCGCGAUGUCGUUAUCAUCUGUCUGGCGGAUGCGUGCGGCAUAUUCAAGGGAUUGCUAUCCAGCCGGGAGUUGGACAAUGUGGGCGAGCGCAUAGACCAGGUGCGCAGGCUCGAUCUCAUCGGUCAGGCAUUGUCCAAGGGCAUCCGCGACAUCGAGAUGUCAAUCGCCGCUUCCGUGCAGCCGCACGCCUAUUAG
Messenger RNA from Geodia barretti, 651 nucleotides. The record is from the annotation of a GenBank genome assembly. NCBI's taxonomy places the organism in Eukaryota, Metazoa, Porifera, Demospongiae, Tetractinellida, Geodiidae.